This is a messenger RNA of Alternaria ventricosa, 600 nucleotides long. RefSeq lists its product as uncharacterized. The coding region runs from base 1 to 600 and encodes 199 amino acids. The transcript is spliced from 2 exons. NCBI's taxonomy places the organism in Eukaryota, Fungi, Ascomycota, Dothideomycetes, Pleosporales, Pleosporaceae. The record is from RefSeq and is a predicted model, not a curated record.
AUGAACCAGACCAUGUCUCAUAUCUCUAUGGACGUCUUGCCGAACAUGGACAACGCUGAUGUCAAGGAUUACUACGCCGGCCAUACCAUACAACACAGUCAUCGCAUCCGUGUCCGCACGCCCAUCAUCUGGACCCACGAGAACGGGAUGAGGAGCGCCGCUAUGACAGUCAAGCCCAACCUCAAUGAGGCGGUAGCAGUUCCCGUCAACGGCGCCGAAAUCUGUGUUCCCAAUCUUCAAGCACACGAUCUGCCCUUCAUCGGUUCUCCUCUCGCUAGAGCCAUCCGCCAAGUCACCGAAGAGCCUUCUUCCCAUCCGCCAACGUCGAUCCCAGGUCUUUGGCUUCAUCCACAAGCUCAGUCAGACAACAACAUGCAGCUCCAGAUCAUCCCUCCUGCCAACGCCAUCACCAUACCUUCUUCAUCCUCAUCGGAGAAUCCCCGCUAUCCUGCUCUGUCCCCUACGGCUAGCCUACAAUUGCACUACGAGAAGCUGCUGCAUGAGCGCGACCAGCGAGAGCUUCAAUACAUUGCUGAGAGCAAGGAUAAGGAUAGGAUGAUCAGGACGCUGAGGGCCCAGCUUGGAUGGUCUUUGGACUAG